AUGGCUUCAUCGUCCAGCAACUCGCUCCCGGUGACUGCACAAACUCUGUUCUGUCCAAACAUCUUCCAGAGGCAAUUGAUGCGAACAUUCGCAGGCCAUAAAAUUCCUAGAUACCUCUUUCGUCUCGUUGCUCCAGAAACAGCAGGAGACAUGACUACAUCUACUGUCACGCCCCCAGCGUGGAUGUGGGCUCGAAUCAACAGUCCAGAAGACAUCUUUCGCCGUGACCCUGAAGAUGCUGCGAGUCUGCUAUACAGUCACCUUAAAUGGGAAUGUGAUGACGAUUGUAACCUUAUGAGCUGGACCAGCUCUUUGCUUCUAGCACUGCAAUACGGCUUCUAUCGGCACGUUAAAGACAGUAAUGAACCGAGAUUAAACGAGAUUUCGCUCUUUAUUCUUGAUACUCGUGGCUUUCCGGAAGGCACAAUUAUCAAAGACACGGAUGCCAUGAAAGCUUUGAAAGGGUAUUCAACAGAUAUAAAAGACUUCCUAGAAUUUCGACUCAAUAAAUCUGGGAAGAGUAAGAGAUAUUACUUUGGCGAAUACCUUACGCAGGGACAACUAGACAUCCAAGGAAAAUGCGUGAGUGUCUCACUACAGCGUAUAAUAGAUCUGGGUUUAUUCGAGCUAUACCCCGAACUAGGCGACAGGAGCAAAUGGAAUAUUUGGGCAAAAAGAGUUAUCAAACUUCGCGAGAUUUUCGCGCACCCCUGUCUUACAACUCAUUCUGAGGUCCGUAGGGCUUUAACUAUUGCUCAGGGCUGCUUUAGAGACUGUUGGGUCGUUCCAUUUGCAGCCUCCUUACUUGCUCUUAAGUCUAGGAAACAGGACGAUACAAAGAUUGUCGAAGCCUUUUCAGCGAUGUUUGCAGCGGAGGAGAUAGCAGAGCUUUCUCUCCAGAAUAUCCAGAUUGAUUACGAUAGUCUACCUGAAGUCGAACAAUUUGCAAGACUGAUUGGCAGCAUCUAUCGCAGGUUCUAUGAUAAAGAUAUUAGUUUAUUGCUGAACCCUUUCACGAAACUGGAGAUAACUGACUGUCUCCGGUAA
Aspergillus alliaceus is the source of this 1047-nucleotide messenger RNA. RefSeq lists its product as uncharacterized. Lineage: Eukaryota; Fungi; Ascomycota; Eurotiomycetes; Eurotiales; Aspergillaceae. The transcript is spliced from 2 exons. The record is from RefSeq and is a predicted model, not a curated record. The coding region runs from base 1 to 1047 and encodes 348 amino acids.